GACGACCGUGAUCUCGUGCCGGAGUUCGUGCAGAAUGGUGGUCUCGACUGUAUGGUAAGGCUAGGUCGACUAGCAGACCAGAACCAUCAGAAUUACAUAUUGCGAGGUACUGCGAUGUCCCAUUGCUUACCUUAUAUGAUGGACUUGCAAUUUGCUGCUUACUUUGCUGAUUGCAGCUCUCGGUCAAGUGAUGCUCUAUGUGGACGGCAUGAACGGCAUCAUUGCCCACAACACCACCAUCCAAUGGUUGUACGAACUGCUCGACUCUCCGUCGCUCUAGCUAUCAUCUGUUUCCCAGGUUUAUGUUUGAUUCUUCUUUUUGAUGAAUUUGAGCAUGCUUGUUCUAUGUAUUGUUUAUGUAAUUUUCGUUUGGUCGUAAAGACGGCAUUGAAGUUGUUGCUAGUCUUCAUCGAGUACAACGACAACAAUGCUCUGUAUGUGCUGGCGGCUAUUUCAGCAGUUGAUCGAGCCAAAGGUUUGGUGAUGUUUCAUUGUCAACAAGAUUGGAGUGGUUUGAUGAAGGUCGUCUCCGAAAAGGAUUCACCAGAUCCCGAAACUCUCGUCUACGGCAUGACUGUCAUCAACAAAACGCUUCGCGGCAUUCCAGACAGUGACACGUUCUAUGACGCAGUGGACACGUUGGAAAUGCUGGGUAUGGAGGAGGCGAUGAAGAGCAUGGCAAAACUGGCGAACAACGAGCUGCUCGAGCAGUGUCGCUUGUACGAGCGCGAAUUGACAAAGGAGGACGAGCGGGCCGACGCCAGCGACGACGACGCCAACGCCCGGAUGAGGUGGGCGAUCGCUCACAUGCUUCGCUUCCCUACGACCGAAGGUGCUGCACCGGCGUCUGCUGCACGACGUCGUAUGAGCAUGACGAAAACAACUGGUGCGUCUUCAAGAUCUCUUCUUACGCCACUCAUACCAGUUCAGUCUCAUCAUUCGGCCACCUCAUCACCAUCGACCACGUCUGCUCCUCUUAAUUCAUCCGAACAACUGUCACCCGAAACUUCGUUCUACAAACCAGCAAACGGAUGGUCUUACAGUGCCAUACCUCUGAGAGCAACAAGAAACGGUGUUCCAUAUGAGACGGAUGAGCCGAGAAAAGAGGAUGACAGGAUUGAAGAAUCAUCGAGACAAACGAGGAGACCGGAAGAGCCACCAUUCUCGGACUCGCUUUCAUCAUCCUUGGGAAGUGCAUGUGCUCAAAGCAUCGCGAAAUCGGUCAACGUCAGUAGUUCAAACUGCAUGGAUAGAGAUUUCAGAGCGCCUCCUCAACAGACUGUACAGGAGUCGGACCGUCGAACAACGAUGCGACGACGACAUCAGGAAGCUCGUCAGCGGCAAGAUGAGCACAUCGCUUUCGCUCAGAGAAGAAACGUGUUUGCUAAAGAGAAUGAACCACCUCCUGAGCCGAAGUCCUCAUUACCGUGGAGGAACGAGGUCAUCGAACACAACAACAUUUCUGCGGUGAAAAACGAUAGGGCGAAAAGGGUUCCGGAGCCGAUUAUGAUAAUGGACGAGCAGAAGAAGCCACCGGAACCGGUUCGAACCGAUAGACAGGAGGUUGUCGAACCUAUCAAUGACACUGGAGAAGAACGCCAUGUGAAAGCCCCACCUCCUUCAUUUCCCACAAUUUUUUCACCCACCGAGACGAAGAUAAUGGAGUUUCCUGAUCCCGUCAAGGAGCCAGAACCGGAAAAAAUCGCUCAACCUCCAAAAGCAAAGAUUGAACGUGACGAUACUGGUGGUGGGUUUGCUGCAUUACUGCAAAAAAGAGCGGCUAAAUCUGCCGAGGCGAAUCGCAAUGCUUUCUCCCAGAAGGAGAGCGAGGCAGAUAUUCAGUGGAAGAAGGCUGCGGAAAAUCUCAAAUCGCGUCCACUAAUUAUCAACGACCUCGACUUCAGCGAAUUUCAUGCCGAGGAAUUCGAGCAAGAUCCUCUCGUAAUGGCAAGACUCGCCCAAAUGGCACAAGACAAGGGAAUGUUGCCUAGUAGCACCAGAGUGGGAGUAAACGGUGGAGGUCCACCUCCACCACCACCACCGGGAUCAAUUCCUCUGCCACCGCGAUUACAAGGUCAAGCGGCUGGCGAAACACCACCACCUCCUCCUCCACUAUUAGGCGGAGCUCCACCUCCACCUCCUCCGAGUUUCAAAAGGGAGACAAGUCCAGGUGAUUCUUCUCUACUUUUUAUUUUGAAGAGAGGUCCAUCUACCGGGAAGGGUGUGCUGAAACUGCAUUGGAAACCAACCUCUGCUGAGCCACCGCCAGUGCCGUCGCUGAAGAAGAAGGGCUCGUUCUGGAAUAAACUCGACCAGCCUCAGAUCGACGCCAACAAGCUGGUGCAGUUGUUCGAAACAAAGCACAACAAGGAAGUUGUCGUCAAGAAACCCACUGAUUCAAAACCGGCUGUUUUGUUAGUGUUAUCGAUGAAACGCUCUCAAGCGAUCAACAUAGGUUUGACCAAGUUGCCUCCUAUCAAUGUAAUACCGACGGCUAUUAUGAAGUUUGACUCAAUGGUUCUGAAUAAGGAUGGGAUAGAAAAGAUUUUGAAAACGAUGAUGCCGACGGCGAAGGAGGUGGAAGAAAUCCAGGAGAAGCAAUCGGAGAAUCCGGAAAUGACUUUGGGUAAUGCCGAACAGUUCUUACUGAUGUUGUCAAAAAUCCCCUGUCUUUUGGAACGACUCAAGCUUUGGAUUUUCACACUUGAUUACAAGACAAUGGAGAAGGAUAUCGCGGAACCAUUGAUGGACCUUCAGUUAGCUAUGAAAGAGAUGGAAGAAUCGAAGACAUUCCGUAAAGCGAUGAGCAUCUUCCUUGCCAUAGGCAAUACACUCAGCGGAACUGAGAUCAAAGGUUUUCAACUGGAUUAUCUCGCUAAAGCGUCUGAGGUCAAGGAUCCGGUUUAUAAGCACACAUUGACAUACCAUUUAGCGGAGUACAUGCUUGAGCACUAUCCAGAAGGCUCAGAUCUCUACACCGAGUUCGGAGCCGUCGCCAGAAGCGCAAGGGUCGAUUACAAGGAGUUGUUUGAUAAUUUAAAACGACUCGAAAAGGAAUGCAAGGCGAGCUGGGACUACUUGGCAAAGAUCGCAAAAAACGACAACUCUUCGAUGCGACAGAAAAUCAACGACUACCUUACCGAUGUGGCACAGCGCAUACAUCAGUUGAAUACCAUAUACAAUGUCACCAGGAACAGAUGGCACGGCUUUCUGCUGUACUUUGGUUAUUCAGUCAACGAAAUACCCGAUCAGAAUCCUAACGAAGUUUUCAAAAUGGUAACGGAAUUCGCACUUGAGUACCGUACUACUCGAGAAAAAAUUCUUCAACAACGUAAACGAAUGGCCGAAAAACGCGAAAGGAAUAAGACGAGGGGUAAGAUCUGGGCACUCGAAGGAGCUACAGAUAGUGCUGAUCCCAAUCAUCGGCGAAGGCCAUCACAAAACGGACCAAAUUCUUUGCAGCGGCAUGAGGAGAUGUCCCGCAUGUUGAGCAGUCUAGCCGAUGGAGGUGACGGGACGCUGAAGCGACGAGUAAGGCAGCCUGGCGAUGCCACCAAUCCCAACAAAGGCAAGUUAACGAACAAUUCAUGA
Molecule: messenger RNA, 3591 nt
Organism: Angiostrongylus costaricensis
Lineage: Eukaryota; Metazoa; Nematoda; Chromadorea; Rhabditida; Metastrongylidae
Source: the annotation of a GenBank genome assembly